GUCGUACCCUGGGAGAAAAUGGAAAUACACUGGGAGGGAUUGUUUUUUUUUCCUGUAUGCAGCACGGAAAACUCCGUCCCAGCGACAGAUAUCGGACUUUGAUAUCCACACAUAACACCGUACACCCACCCCCCACCCAGACAAAAAGCCCGACCCACCCGAAGAACCACGGGCUUUCCGCGCCUUUGUUACGCAAAAUCUUACACAAAGAUACACUUUGCUGAACCACGGAUAGUCAGAUCUGGCUUUCCCGGCGGCAUGUCGGGGAUGGCUUGAGGGGAGAAAGAAUUAUUAUAUCCGUGUCAACUGUGUCGAUUACUGCGGUUUUGAGUGGACGACAAGUUCAGCGACUGCAGGAUAGCACCUUGUUGGAUCAGGGGUGUCCUUGUCAGAUUAUAUUAUUAUAAGCAGC
Messenger RNA from Aspergillus candidus, 412 nucleotides. RefSeq lists its product as uncharacterized. Bases 57 to 224 code for a protein of 55 amino acids. The transcript has a single exon. Lineage: Eukaryota; Fungi; Ascomycota; Eurotiomycetes; Eurotiales; Aspergillaceae. The record is from RefSeq and is a predicted model, not a curated record.